CCUCUGGCAUGGACAGCCUCGACCUGCUGGACCUCCUCUUUGACCGCCAGGAUGGGAUCCUCCGCAGUGUGGAGUUGGGGACGCCGCCAGGCACUUGGCACGAGGACGGGCAUGCCCAGGACAGCGAGGACUUCCUCAGCUCCAUCCUGGGCUCUGGGGACUCAGCGUCGGACUCACCCAGCUGGUCCCCAGCUGCCAGCGACAGUGGGGUCUCCGAGGACCCCCCCUCUGACCAGCUCGACAGCCCCCCCAGAUGCUGUGAUGGGGGUCCCAGUGAGGUCCUGUACCCCUACACCAACCCCUGUCGGGCUCUGUCCCUCCCAGGGGGGACUGGGGCCCUGCACCCCGAGGUCUCCAUCGAUCUGGACAUGUGGCACCCCGGCUUCUUCCUGGAGGAGAGCCAGGACCUGCCCGUGGUCUCCCCGCCCGCAUCCUGCACCCUCACCGUCAAGGACCUGCUGCUCUCAGGCAGCUCUGAUGCCCAGCCGCAGGUGCCCGGCUCCCUGCUGAGGCAGAGCCAGGGGCAGUUCCAGGAGCUGGUGCUGACCGAGGAUGAGAAGAAGCUGCUGGCGAAGGAGGGGGUGUCCCUGCCCACGCAGCUGCCCCUCACCAAGUAUGAGGAGCGGGUGCUGAAGAAGAUCCGGCGGAAGAUCAGGAACAAGCAGUCAGCUCAGGAGAGCCGCAAGAAGAAGAAGGAGUAUAUUGACGGGCUGGAGAGCCGGAUGUCAGCGUGCACGGCCCAGAACCAGGAGCUGCAGAGGAAAGUCUUGCACCUGGAGAAGCAGAACUCGUCCCUCCUGGAGCAGCUGAAGAAACUUCAAGCCCUCGUGGUACAGUCAAGCAACAAGGCAGCGCAGACGGGAACCUGCAUCGCGGUCCUGCUCCUGUCUUUCGCGCUCAUCGUUUUCCCCUCCAUCAGCCCCUUUGCCCCCAGCAAGGCCGAGGCAGACGGCGACUUCAGACCUGUGCGAGUUUUCUCCAGGUCCCUGCACAACGCAGCUGCCUCCCGCGUGGCUUACACACAGCCCCAAGCUGGGGAUGAGAAGCCCCCAGAGCCGCUGUGGCCAGAGCACCUGGGUGAAGCCCCCGAGACCCUGCACGAAGCCUUUGGUGGCCGCACAUUCACCCCACACCUGGACAAAGUCUCCCCCCAUAACGGCACACAGCUGCUUGCCUCAGAAGGGCUGAGCAGCAGGGAUGGGGAUCAAGCUGACAGCAUUUCAGGGGAUGGCACCACACCGCACGGUGGCCUGGCAUCGCUGGCCUGGACCGAGGCUGGCCACAGCAGGCCCACGGUGCUGGAGCCGGCUGAGGAGCUUUAA
This is a messenger RNA of Haliaeetus leucocephalus (bald eagle), 1322 nucleotides long. RefSeq names its product cAMP responsive element binding protein 3-like 3 (gene CREB3L3). The coding region runs from base 9 to 1322 and encodes 437 amino acids. The record is from RefSeq and is a predicted model, not a curated record. NCBI's taxonomy places the organism in Eukaryota, Metazoa, Chordata, Aves, Accipitriformes, Accipitridae. Gene Ontology annotation, biological process: regulation of transcription by RNA polymerase II. Gene Ontology annotation, cellular component: nucleus. Gene Ontology annotation, molecular function: DNA-binding transcription factor activity, RNA polymerase II-specific; RNA polymerase II cis-regulatory region sequence-specific DNA binding. The transcript has 9 exons.